CAGUCUAUUUAUUGUAGUUGCUUCACAUCUGAAAAUUAGUUACAAUUUGCUGUCUGAAAUUAAAUUCAUUUGUUUAGAGAUUAUUUUAUUACUCAAAAUACUUUUUAUUGUUUAGAAAUUCUCUUAAAAGUGAUCCGUUUUUCAUAUUGUUUAAAUAACUGUCAUGAUUGCAAUCGAUUUAAGUUCAUAGUAUUGGAUACGAAUAGUAACUAAUCGAAAUCUCGAUAUCUCGUUAUAUUUUCAUCAGUUUUGCUAAGUGGACAACCCUAACAGAAACGUCUUGUUCCGUUUUGUUUAGAAAAAUUUAGAGGAAGAUAAAUUGUUUUAAAAUGGAAGCAGCAACGGAAGAUACUCAAAAAGAAAGCACAGAAAAUGUGCAAUCUAACAAUACCGCUACUGAAUCAACACCGACACCGCCGCUUGAAGUAAAAAAAGGGAAACGAGAUGACCGUAGCAGACGAGAUGAUAAAAAUGUUGAGCAGUUUAUGAAAUCGUUGAACUCCGUACCAACGCUUGAGGAGAAACUGUCUCUAGUGUGUAAGAAAUAUGUUCAGACUGCGGAUGACAAUAAAAAGAUGCAGUUUUACAUCAAGCAGUCGGACAAGCGCCACGCAAUGUUGUUAAAGGAGAAAGAACAGUUACAACUUGAGUUCAAUAAGACAAUUCUCGUCAAAUCUAAGUUGGAAAAUCUCUGCAGGGAAUUACAGAAACAGAAUAAAGCUAUUAAGGAAGAAUCUCUACUGAAAAUCCGUGAAGAGGAGGAACGUCGCAAGGAGACACAGGCCAAGUUCCAGAACACUCUGUCAGAGAUCACGGCCAUGCUGCAGCAGAACAAUGAGAAGAAUGCCAAACUCCGGGAUGAUAAUAUCAGUAUGAGCGAGAAAUUCAAGUCUGUGGUGCAGCAGUACCAGCUUAGGGAACAACAGGUGGAUAAAAUGGCGAAACAAAUGGCAUUAGAAUCCCAACUAUCCGACGCCAAGAUGCAAAAGGCGAGCUUAGAGCAUCAAGCAGACAAGGAGAGACUGCUGGCUGAGAUGGAGCAGGUCAAGGUCACGCUCGCGCAAUAUAGAGCCAAGAUCAUGGAGCUACAGGGAACUGAGACUAGUUUGCGCAGUCAGUUAGCGGUGUACACGGAUAAAUAUGACGAGUUCCAGAAUGCGUUGGUGAAAAGCAAUAAGAUGUUCACCAGCUUCAAAGAACAAAUGGAUAUGAUGGCAAAGAAGAUCAAAAGGUUGGAGAAGGAGUCUCUGUCGUGGAAGACACGUUGGGAGACAUCGCAGACAGCCUUACUGGACAUGUGUGCGGAGAGACAGGCCGCCACCGAGCGCGCCACCGCGUCUGCCAGGCAACUACACCACAUGCAGAGUCUCUGCCGCACUUUACAGGCGGAGCGUACAGUAUUACUGAGCACCUUGAAGGACAACAACAUAGAGCGGCCGGCGCUGCCCGCGCUGCCGCCCACGCCGGCCCCGCCGCCGCCCGCACCGCUCGCGCAACAACCUGCGUCUAAUGCUAAGGUUGAUGCGAUGGCCGCCAACUGUGCCCAACUGCGCCAGAGUCUCGCACAUCUACAAAGUCAAUUAAACACAUUGACAAACAAACCAACCGAAGAAUCGCCCGCACCUGAAAAAGUAGAGAAAACAGAAAAACAAAAGAAAUCCAAAUCUAAGAAGAAUAAAGCAGAGAAAGCUAAAGCCGAAGCUGAAAAGGCAGCAGAAGCAGCUAAAGAAACAGAGAGUAAUGAGGAGGUUGAAAGUAAUGAAGCAACCGCUACAGUAGAAGUUGAAAACGUAGAAGAAAUUCAACCUAGUGCCAAUGAAGAUAUAACUGAAAUUGAUAGUGACAAGGUUGAUGAAAAAACACUAGAGAAUCUAAUACAGGCGAUAAACAAUGCUAAUAUCAACCUUUGUGACUUGGAAGUUGUAAACGAUGAAAUUUUAGAGGUAACACCUCAAGAAAAUUCAGAAGGGAAUUCGGAAAAAGUUGUGAUUAAAGAAAACGAAACCCAGUCAGUGGAACCAAAAGAAUCGACGUCGAAUGAAAGUCCAAUGAAAACCCAGACAGCGGAAGCGAAAGUAAUGACGUCGAAUGAAAGUCCAUUCAAGACCCAGACACCGGAAGCGAAAGAAAUAACGUCGAAUGAAAGUCCAAUCAAAACCCAAAUAGCGGAAGCGAAAGAAACAGCUUCGAAUGAAAGUCCUCUCAAAACCCAGACAGUGGAAGCGAAAGAAAUGAAGGUAAAUGAAAGUCCAAUCAAAACACAGAGAGCGGAAGUGAAAGAAACGGCUUCGAAUGAAAGUCCAAUCAAAACCCAGUCAGUAGACGCGAAAGAAUCGAAGUCGAAUGACAGUCCAAUCAAAAUCGAGACAGCGGAAGCGAAAGAAACGACUUCGAAUGAAAGUCCAGCGGCGUCACCGGUAAAGGAGCCUUCAAGUGAUAGUACGGGAGUCACAAAUGUAGAAGUAGAAACAGUCAUAGAAACCAACAUUAAUGACGUAAACGAAGUGUUAUCUAAGUUUUUAAAUGAAGUACAAGAGGUAGCCACGGUGAUCGGAUGCGGGGACGCUGACGUAACAAUCGUAGAAUCGUCUAAUGAAGAAGUUUCGCACGUAAACGAAGUGAAACCGAUACCAAGCGACGCAUAAACAAUUUGUGUAUAUAAAUUCUAGUGUUUUGGACUUUUCUACGUUGUUUUAUAGAAUCAAUACAUUUUGGAACAUUCUUAUGUUAUUGUUAGUAUCAUACACAUUUGUUAGGGCUGCCACGUUUUGUUACUAUGUAAUCUAGAUCAAGAAAUUGCCAGUAUUAAGUUUAGUAAGAAAAGUGUAUGUAGAAUAUAUAAUAUGGUUUCAAUAAAUUAAUAUAUCAAUCAUGCUGUUUAUCAUUUGUUUGAUAGACAUUACUAUAAAAAAGCAUUUAACUUUGAACGUUCGAAAGCUACAUAUAUUCGAGUUUUCAUCAUAACUGUGGACAGGCAAAAUGUUCAGUCCCUUUGCCAGAUCCAAAAAUAUCUUACUUUUGCUACGAUUCAUAAAAUUAUUUUAUAUUUUAAAAGUACACAGUAAAGUAUCAAAUGUGUAUGAUACAACAAUAUGCAAGUAUUAAUAAGGUAGUAUUUUGUUUUCUUAAUGAAUUUAUUUUAAAUCAAGCAGCCCCAUCCACUGGAAAUAAAGAGCCUAUGUGUUGCUAUCAAUACAUGAACGAUCGGCUUUCCGGAGAUUAUCAUAUCAUUGGGUAUAUUUUCAUGAAACAUACUAUAUACGCAACACAAUACUUCUGAUUAAGGGCCUGAUACACAAUGUCUGGAUAGUCGCUUAGGACCUGAUAAACCCUGGAAAUGAGUAACCAAUUUCAAUUAAAAAUCGAAGAAUCGAUAUUUGUUUUCACUCAAUGGCCAUGGUAACUAGAAUACCAAAAAUCGAUCAUUAUGUUUUAGGUUUACUCAAGUAAGUUUCAAGCCAUAUUAGAGGCCUUUAAGAAACAAGUCGAUUUCCUCAUCAUACAGUUACUUGAGUAAGCUGAAAAACAUAAUAAUUUUACUGAUUUUGCAUUGAGGUUGGUUAAUAAUUUUGGCUGAAACAUAGAAAGUAAUUUGUAUGAACAAUCUGUCACAUAAGUUUAUCAGGUACUUAUAUGAAGGUGGUACAACAGGCCCCAAAUAUGUUUUAACGACAGCGAAGAAGUUAACUAAGAGACAGUUGCGUAACUAUACAGAUGGACCCCCUUUGUCUAUUAAACAGAGAAGUUCAGGUAUGGACCUUUGAACGGGGGCCCCUUUCGUCCAGAGCCUCUGGCAUUUUCCAGACAUGCCACCACCCUGUAGUUACGCCACUGCUUACGGAGGAAGUUCUCUGUUGUUUAGCUCUUUGCGAAGCAACCAUGUUAAGGCGGCCUUAAAAAAUAUUGCUUUAGGAAUGUUGGUUUAUAGAUCAUAUUUUAAGUGACAUAGCGCUUCCAUCCAGGUUAAAAAACAUAUUUGCAAGUUCGUAUGGUUGGCUAGAUACUUAUUAUUGUAACAAAAUCGUUAUAUAUGAACAACAACUAGCAGUUAUUGUGUUCUCGUCCUUAUCUCUAAGGAAAUAAGGGUGAAAAAUGUUCACUGUAAAUAAAAAUUGUGUGUGUAGCUUUAGUUUUCUUACAACCAGUUCAAAACGAUGUUUUAAAAAUGUCUCAAGUGCCUAAAAUAAGUCUAGUCAGGUAACAGUCAUAAAAAUUGAGCAGGAAUCAUCUAAAUGUGAAUUAAAAAUAUAUUAAAAUGUUCAACGUUUUUCUGAUUUAUAUUAGAUUUUUUAUUAUCUUCGAUUUGUAAACUACUGGCCUAAUAUCUUAUAAUAUGGAAAACUUGCACAAGCACCAUAUAAUUGUUAAUUUAAUUUUCAUUAUAAUUAUUGCUGUGUGAUGAUGAUGAUGUAUGGAAGUCAUCUGAUAUAAUU
Molecule: messenger RNA, 4433 nt
Organism: Spodoptera litura
Lineage: Eukaryota; Metazoa; Arthropoda; Insecta; Lepidoptera; Noctuidae
Molecular function (GO): syntaxin binding
Source: RefSeq, a predicted model, not a curated record